GCCCCUCUAGAGCGUCCCGAUUGGCCGUAGCGGCCCGGCCCGGUAUCCGGGUAAGAUGGCCGCAGUCGGGGAGUGCUCGCUGCCCGCGCCGUGGCGGCCGGUCUCCCUCACUCACGUCGAGUAUCCCGCAGGUGAUUUUUCUGGCCAGCUUUUAGCUUAUUUGAGUCUUGGUCCAAUAUUCAUUAUUGUUGGCUUUGUAACACUCAUCAUAUUCAAGAGAGAGCUUCACACGAUCUCUUUCUUGGGAGGGCUGGUGUUCAACGAGGGAGUGAACUGGUUAAUAAAAAAUGUAAUCCGGGAGCCUCGGCCGUGUGAAGAAGCCCAUUCAACAGUGACCACAAAAUAUGGGAUGCCGUCCAGCCACUCCCAAUUCAUGUGGUUUUUCUCUGUCUAUUCCUUUCUGUUCCUUUAUUUAAGAAUGCACCAAACAAACAAUGCGAGGUUUCUGGAUUUACUAUGGCGACAUGUGCUGUCCAUCUGCCUCGUCACAGUGGCUUUGCUAGUCUCAUAUAGUAGGGUUUAUUUGCUUUACCACACCUGGAGCCAAGUCCUAUAUGGAGGUGUGGCAGGAAGCAUCAUGGCCAUAGCCUGGUUUGCCUUCACACAGGAGAUCCUAACUCCCCUCUUCCCAAGGAUAGCUGCGUGGCCAAUUUCAGAGUUCUUUUUAAUCCGAGAUACCAGCCUCAUUCCUAACAUCCUGUGGUUUGAAUACACAGUUACGAGAGCAGAAGCAAGGAACAGACAGCGCAAGCUGGGUACGAAGCUCCAGUGACUGGGAACGUGGGGACCAGGGCACGUUUUAACGGAGACAGACAAGAGCAGAGACCUGGGAACAGCAAGGAGCCUUUUAACAGACGGACCAAAGGAACAGGCAGGGACCAUACCCAAAACCUGAAAGCCUUUGCUCUGCUUUAGCAGCUAAGCUGGAUGCUCCCUGAUGCAUGUGGGACCGUGCAGGAGUAGAAACUCGUUUUGAACACAGAUGCACAUGGUUGGAUGUACCAUCGUGUCUACGUCAGGGGAGGGGGGAGAAAAUGCCUGGUGUCGUGUGCGGGGGAGGGAAAACCAAAAACGAAUCCUUUCUGUGACUUUUUUUUUCAGCAUGAAAUAUACACACUAUUUAUUUAUUUUUUUAAAUGGAACUAUUGUUUAUGGGGUGGGUGAGGUGAUUGUGUGUUUUUUCUUUUUUUUUUAUUCUUUUUUUUUUAUUGUUCGGGUUUUUCUUUUUUGGAAGAAGAUGACAAAACUAAUCUCAAGUUGGUCAUGUUUAAUUAGGGCUUUUAAUUCUUACAUGCUUCUUAGGAGGGAGGGGAUCUAGGAGGGGUGACAGAGUGGAGAGGAAGACUUUCCUUUCUGCAGUCAGUUUGGGAGAUCAAAAUCAAUUCCAGCUGUACUUCGGAACCAAGUACAAAAAGAAAGACAGACUAUAAAGAUCUGAUUUUUAACACUAGUGACAAUUCUGCAGGGAAGCCUGCACGGAUACCACUUAAGGGGAGUGUGUGUGUAAAACAAAGGAAAACCACAAAUAUACUGACUCUUAAUUUUUUUUUUCCACUGCUGCUCCUGUUGUGUAAUUAGCAAGAGUGUCCUUUUCAGAAUCUGUUCUAGGUGGCAAGAUUAUCAUACAUAUCGCACAUUUAUUCCAUCUCUUCCUUUAUACUUUUAUUAUCUCAGGGUUGCUGUGAUCUGUACAGCUUUUGUUGUACUGAGUGUGCAGAGGGCACUGGGAAGCCUGUUGGUUUUAAGCAGUGCUGUGCUCCAGUAAGAGUCAGCCCAAAGCCUUACAAAAUUCAGUUGCUGGUCUCUGUCUUAAGCACUGGAUUUUUUUAUUUUUGUUUCUGUUAAAGUAGGGAGGGAUUUUUAAGAAUGAACACAGUGACAACCAGAAAUGAACAAGGCAAAUUACUAAUAACUAGCUCAGCUGCUCUCUGAAUUAUUCCUUGAAGAGUCCUGUUAGACUCAAUCCAUGAACUCCAAGUAGGGAACUUGUCCUAGCUGAGGCUCCUGCCAGUUAUCACAGUAGCUUGGCUGGGGUUCUGCAGCUGUAACCUUGAAUGCUGAACUCCUACAAGCAAGUUUUGCUUUCCACCCUUCUUCCAUUCUGGUUCUCCGUCUGGCCAGUGGCGCUCUGGAUGCUGUGUCUCUGUGGGAGUGUGCCUGCCAUCUCUGUGUGCUGGUGAUGCCUAUGACCUCUGUGAUCCAUGAGCUGACCUGGCAAGGGCUAUACUCAAAGUGCUUCAGGGCUGUGCAUGGACACUUUCUGUAUUUCUAGUAUAUAAUGCAGCAGUUCAAGUGUAACUACACAGAAGUAUUUAUUCAAAGCACAAUUGACUUGAACUUUCACAGAUAAAGGACAGCUUCUGAACUGGCUCAAAGGUCAUCGGUGUGCCUUCGAUGCAGUCAUGAGCAGAGGUAAAAUGACUGUCACAUCUCAGUCUUGCUGCCUGUUUUACUAUCUCCACUUUAAUCAGACUCCUACAUUAUAAAGCUGCUUGAAGUGAGAUUUUUUUUUUUCUGAUCAUCCUGGUUAUUUUUUUUUUAAGUUUUCAUUUGUGCCUGUUGCUAUAGGAGUUUGUGUGUUUGUGUGGAGUGGAAGCUGCUGUUGGACACCCAGAGUGUUAACUGUAGAAAGUGAUCCUGAUCCAGGAGAUCAGGAAUGAAGGCUGUUUAAAUUUCUGUGUUUAAAUAGCUAUGGGUAGCAAAUUAACUGUUUUCAGUUGGUACAGCAAGUAUAUAUAUAUAUACAUAUAUAUACACACAUUUUUUUAAGGACUGUUUAGUACUUGCAUAACAUAGGCAAUCCUGUAACAUCUGAAGGACCCGAGCACUGGAUCUGCUUUGAAGGUGCAUCAUAAUAAAGAGGCAUCUUGCAGCUUUCACAAGGACAUCUGAUCUGCCUUAGACCAGCUCUGUUGGGAUGGGACAGGACAUCAGAUAGGUCCCCUGACAUGGCGGUACCAUAUGUUUCAGUUUGAAAACUGGUACUUAAGUCUUGCAAAACCAUUCAUUUUAUAUCUCUUGUAAGUGAACUUAAAAAGGCAGAACAGAGAUCACACCUCUCUUCCCCAAGGCUGCUGAAGGAAUGGAUUGUUUCAGGAGUGGCUUGGCACUUCCUCAGCCUCUCGAGCUGUUAUGACAGACUGCUGGAAAAAAUAAAUAUGGAAGCACCUAUUGAGCAUAGGGAAGAGGGCUCAUCUCCUCAUGGAGAGCAGUGCAGUGUAAAAAGCUGUUCCACUUCAUGUUGCCUUCAAACCCAAGCUUCCUUCCUAAGAAUUUCUAGUAAUUCUUAGGAGUGAAGGAGAGGAAGAAGAGGUCUUGUAAGACACUGUAAUAAACUCUCCUCUAUUCUCUGUGAGUUGUUUGUAAUCUGCAUCUUCUGCCUACUUUUGCUGUACCUUUUCAGAAAUCUUUGCAAUACUUGAUAUACAGUAGAAAUUCCUUAGUGAUUCCAUGGAUUUUCUUAACUAAAUGGUGCUGUGCAGGAAAAAAAAAUGAGCUCUGCCUUAUUAUCCUACACUUGUAUGAAGUCUCCUGCCACUAGUUUUCUGAAACUGAAUAUUUUCUUUGGAAUAUGUGGCUUUGCAAGCAGAUGCUUUGUCUUCCUCCCCUCUACUCAAGGGGGCUGGAUGGAGAUAUGACAAUAAAAGGAAGGUGACAGAAUGCUGUGGUUCACUGUUCUUGCUAUCCCCACACAAACAUUGUCCCAUUAAGGGCAGUUAUGUAACUUCCGCAGUGUUUAAGGAGAUUUAAGCCUUUUUGUAGCAUUUAUCUGUUUAUUGUGUCCCAGUUUAUUCAACGAACGUUUCCAAACUUUGCACAAUAUGGAUCCCAACAGUAUUUAACACAGCUAACCAGCAAAACAUGCAACACUACCAGGCUGUGUCAAAAAUUGCACUCAUACCCCAAGAAUUAUCUGAAUAUUUUCAGUCUAUGAAUUUCUGAAAUAAUUUGUUCUAAAUCAGUCGUUUUUCUGGAGCUUUAGUUUCUUCUACUUAAUGUGCCUUUAAGACAAUGGACAUCUCUUGGUAAAACAAUCAGAAACAGGGAGAAUAGUAUUCAUUAAGUCAACACUGAAAAAAUCUAGAAGAUAUGAACCAGUAGGACAUCACAUUUUAGAACCUGUCACAUAAGAAACGACUUUUUAAAGGAAAAACCUUGUAAUGAUUUUAGUGUCCUUUCAAGCACUUUAAAAACCAGCCUCAUUCAUCUGAAUUUCAGCUCUGUGUAUCAGUAAGGAUGCCUUAGGUGGUUUAUGAAUCUUGUAUCUCUUUCUGUCUGCUCCCUGCAGCUGUACUCUGCUGAAGCUAGUGGCAUGUCCAGAUUUAGAUCCAGAAUAGCUCAAUCCCAUCUUCUGAGGUACAGUCUUCAGCAGCACAUGCUUAUGCUUAAUCUUUAAUAGGCACUUUUCUUUGAGAGCCUUCCCCUUUGAGACAGAAGUAGAAAAGGGACAGUCUCAAAUACUUCAGUGGCACUACUUGUGCUUGAAGGCAUUGCAGACAUGGAAAAAUAAUUCAUCCCCUGGCAACAGAGGUUGAUUCAGCAUGGGGGGAGGAUUACUUUGGAAAAAGGAAUAUUUUUUUCCGUGUAAAAGGCUCCAUAAAUCCAGAUGUUAUUCCAGUAAGGUUUGUUCUUGUCUGUCGUAUUUACACAAUCACUUAUAGUUUGAUAAUACUGAGUAUCCUCUUGCAGUUUUCAGUCUAAUUGAUACAGAGGAGUCACCAGAGCAGGGGUUUCUGCUUGCAGGUCUGUAGUUUUUAGGCUGUCUUACUCCAUUCAGGAUUCUUCUAAAACAUCAACUAAAUCCAUGUAGAUGAUGUGAAAGUGGCA
This is a messenger RNA of Poecile atricapillus (Black-capped chickadee), 4827 nucleotides long. RefSeq names its product dolichyldiphosphatase 1 (gene DOLPP1). Gene Ontology annotation, molecular function: dolichyldiphosphatase activity. The coding region runs from base 56 to 772 and encodes 238 amino acids. Gene Ontology annotation, cellular component: intracellular membrane-bounded organelle; endoplasmic reticulum membrane. The transcript is spliced from 8 exons. The record is from RefSeq and is a predicted model, not a curated record. NCBI's taxonomy places the organism in Eukaryota, Metazoa, Chordata, Aves, Passeriformes, Paridae. Gene Ontology annotation, biological process: lipid biosynthetic process; protein N-linked glycosylation.